AUGUUGUUUACCAAGUUUCCAAAGAGAAGGUUGCAUCAGCGCCAGAGUAAGCAAACAGCUGAGGCCACCGGGAAGAUGCAAUUACCAGAGGCCAGGAUGAAAGCCAAGAGAAUGCUUCGCCUCCUGGCUCUGGGACUCUUGGCGGCCGGGCUCUGCCCUGCCAUCCUCUGCCACCCGAGUGGCACACCUGCCCCGGAGAACCUGACCCAGGAAGAUCAAGACCACACAAGGCCCGCGGACGAACUCCUGGCCUCCAGCAGCCUGGACUUUGCCUUCAGCCUCUACAGGCAGCUGGUUCGGCAGACCCCCGGGGAGAACGUCAUCUUCUCUCCGCUGAGCACCUCCAUGGCCCUGGCCUUCCUGUUGCUGGGGGCCCAUGGCAACACCCACACAGAGAUUCUGGAAGGCCUCAAGUUGAACAUCACGGAGAUGUCAGAGGCAGAAGUGCACCUGAGCUUCCAGCGCCUUCUGCGCACCCUCAACCAGCCCAGCGACCAGCUGCAGCUGAGCACGGGCAACGCCAUGUUCGUCCAGCAGCAGCUCCAGCUGCUGGACAAGUUCGUGGAGGAUGCCAAGGAGCUGUACACCGCGGAAGCCUUCCUCACCGACUUCCAGGAUACCGCCACCGCCGAGAAGGCCAUCAACGACUACGUGAAGAAGGAGACCCAGGGGAAAAUCACAGAGCUGGUCAAAAACCUCAACCCAGAGACCAUGCUGGUCCUGGUGAAUUACAUCUUCUUUAAAGCCAAGUGGAAGACGCCCUUUGACCCUCGCGAUACCUUCGAGUCCAGGUUCUAUGUGAGGAAGAACAAGUGGGUGAAGGUGCCCAUGAUGAAACUGGAGGAUCUGUCCACGCCAUUCUUCCGGGACGAGGAGCUGUCUUGCACCGUGGUGGAGCUGCCGUAUACGGGCAACGCCAGCAUGCUCUUUGUCCUCCCUGACAAGGGCAAGAUGGAGGAAGUGGAAGCCAGGCUGCUCCCAGAGACCCUGAGGAGGUGGAGAGACUCGCUGCAGACCAGGUGGGUCGACGAGCUCUACCUGCCCAAGUUCUCCAUCUCGGGCAACUACAACCUGAAUGACAUGCUGUCCCAGAUGGGCAUCAGGGACGUCUUCACCAGCAACGCCGACCUGUCGGGGGUCACGGGCACCAAGGACCUGGUGCUGUCUCAGGUGGUGCACAAGGCCGUGCUCGACGUGGCCGAGGUGGGCACGGAAGCAGCGGCCGCCACGGGCGUCAAGAUAUCCCCCAUGUCCGGAAAGAUAGGCCCGCUGACCAUCGUGAAUUUCAACAGGCCCUUUCAGAUAAUCCUCCUGGACUCUGGCACCACGAGCAUCCUCUUUCUGGGCAAAGUGGCCAACCCCAAGCACGUCUGA
This is a messenger RNA of Carlito syrichta (Philippine tarsier), 1374 nucleotides long. It is a transcript of the gene SERPINA3, whose product is annotated as serpin family A member 3. Gene Ontology annotation, biological process: negative regulation of endopeptidase activity. NCBI's taxonomy places the organism in Eukaryota, Metazoa, Chordata, Mammalia, Primates, Tarsiidae. Gene Ontology annotation, molecular function: serine-type endopeptidase inhibitor activity. The transcript is spliced from 6 exons. The record is from RefSeq and is a predicted model, not a curated record. Bases 1 to 1374 code for a protein of 457 amino acids.